This is a messenger RNA of Betta splendens (Siamese fighting fish), 1035 nucleotides long. It is a transcript of the gene tal2, whose product is annotated as T-cell acute lymphocytic leukemia 2. The transcript has 2 exons. The record is from RefSeq and is a predicted model, not a curated record. Gene Ontology annotation, biological process: regulation of transcription by RNA polymerase II. The coding region runs from base 194 to 532 and encodes 112 amino acids. Gene Ontology annotation, molecular function: protein dimerization activity; DNA-binding transcription factor activity, RNA polymerase II-specific; RNA polymerase II cis-regulatory region sequence-specific DNA binding. Lineage: Eukaryota; Metazoa; Chordata; Actinopteri; Anabantiformes; Osphronemidae.
UGCAGCAGUCUUCCCCCGUCUCUCUCCCUGUCUGUCUGCUCCCCAUCCCUCCCUCUUUCUCUUCUACUCUCCCCGUCGCUCUCGCUCACAAGGAUCGCAGCGAGCAUGAGAACACGCGACUGAGUGGACACUGACACCGAUGACCUGCUGACUCUGAGACUUCUUCAAACCUCAUACAGCUCUGCUCAGCAUCAUGACCAGGAAGGUCUUCACCAACACGAGGGAGCGUUGGCGCCAGCACAACGUUAACACGGCCUUCGCCGAGCUCCGCAAGCUGAUCCCCACCCAUCCUCCAGAGAAGAAGCUGAGCAAGAACGAGAUCCUGCGCCUGGCCAUGCGCUACAUCAACUUCCUGGUGCAGCUGCUGGAGAGCCAGAGCGGGCAGCCGGCCAGCCACUCCCCCACCGCUCUGCUCACCUUCCUCAGAGGAAACAUGGAGCAGCUGCGCUCCCCCGCGCACGCCUGGGCCCUGACCAGCGACACCGAGGCGCCGUCACCUGGAUCCAGCUGCGACAGCUCCGAGGCCUGGUAGAAUCGCAAAGGGAAAAGAAGAACUUGAGUGGAAUGGCUGAUCCUUUUCCUGGCUCCAAAAGCUGACCCGGUCCUCUUGAGACUACAGUAUGUUGUCUCUGCCUUUGUCACCUGUGUGUGGCUCGUGUUUCAGUGCAGAAGAUGCAGUACUGUGUGAUACGGAUGGACUCCAAUGUGGCUGCCUGCUCGCUGAUCAGUGUUCAAAUGAAUUUGUAUUCUGCAUGGAUGUGUGAAACCUGUACAAAAUUCCCUUUGUGUCCUCGCCAUUAAUAUUCCUCAACCCCCCUGGAAUUAAUUUAUUCCUGCAGUGUUUUGCCAAUAAGGAAAAUGGAAGGGAUUAGGGAAUUCCUCAUUUUGAAGCAACAGAUUCAGAAAAGCGCUUGAAUAGAUAACAGCUCAGCCAGUUCUCCAGGCUGCAAUCAUCUCCAGAUAGCUGAGGGCACUUUGUUUAAAAAAAAAAAAAAAACAACAAAAAAAUCCUUCUGUCAGAAGACAUCUCCUGAC